Molecule: messenger RNA, 2686 nt
Organism: Myzus persicae (green peach aphid)
Lineage: Eukaryota; Metazoa; Arthropoda; Insecta; Hemiptera; Aphididae
Exons: 8
Coding region: 944-2569 (541 amino acids)
Source: RefSeq, a predicted model, not a curated record
ACCAUUUAUCCCAAAGUUAUGUCAAGUUAAAAUGUGUAAUCUUCCAAUGUUAUUUGUAUGGAAAUUCAAUUUCUUGCCAUGCAGUGGUGGGGACAGCCGCAAUUGAGACGGCCCGUUUUUCGUAACAUACGAAAGUGGGCGGGUCCGUAAUCCGUAUACACUAUACAAUAACCACAAAUCUAUAAUUAUUAAUUAUUACAUACGGGUGGGUAUUACACUGUAUAUUGUAUAUAGGUUAUCUACGAAAUUGAAAAUACCUUUAUGGCUUUAUCCUUUAUGUAUAUUGUAUUUUUUAUAUCAAACUCAACCGGUAAUAAUAAUUAUUUAUUAAUUAUACAUUUUUCCGUUUAUUUCUGAUCUAAUAUUUCUCAAGCCUACAAAGUUUUAAAUCAAUGGGUUAUAUUAAAUUUGAAAUGUAACUUAAUUUUAAGAAAUCUGUUAUAAUUAACUUGAAGUUAACACGUUAAAUACUAUGUUCAAAAUUUAACCUUUUAAGUUGAAAGUUAAGUUUCAUAAAAAGGUAACGAGUUACUUAACUUAGUUAUUAACUUAAAGUUUCAACAUAAUUUUAAUUUUGAACUCGCCUUGGUUAGUCUUAUACUUGCCACCUGUUGGUCAACGUAAUUUGUAUGCCAGUAUUCUUCGUACCUAUUUAUAAUAUACUUAUAUACGUGUUGGGUAUCUUUACCGUGCACAGAUAAUAUCUGUGUUACCGUGUCUCUAAUCAGUGUCCGUGGUCUGGAAAUAAUGUGUGUAAUGAUCUAGCAGUCAUUCCUGUUAAAUUCUGUUUAUUUAGUCAUAAUUAUGACCAAUAAGGGGGCAGAAUGCAUAGAAAAGAUAAUGGCAGCAGUUUACCGAUAGCUGGACUUGAAGCUUUAGAUAUAGUUAUUAGUUUAACCGUCGGACGUGUAAGCUGUUAAUAGCCAGCGCCUUAAACAGAAUAAUGGAAACUAGUUACAUCAGCAAUGGUGUGUCCAGUCCUCUUAGUGCUUCCUCGCCUCUAAAACGAAAUGCCGAAAGAAAAAUUAAGUAUAGUUCCAUUGAUUCUCUAUUGCAUGAAAUGGUGAAUACUUACGAGUACAAUGACAAGUUAUUAAGAAACGUAGAUUAUGGCCAUGCGCAGCGUAGUGUCAAUUUUCAAGUAAAAGAUAUUAGAUCUCCUGUUCUAACCAAAAAAACUGUUUGCGAUGAAUUAGAUGACAACAAUUUACAGAGUUUAUGUGACGACUUGGAAAAUGUAACCCCACGUGUAACCACAGCUUUAAAUGAUUACCAAAAAUUGGACUCAGUUUCAAAAGAAAAUUUGUGGUUGAAACUCGGAAAAGAAAUUUACCAUAGUCAAAAUAUAGAAAAAAAAUGUAUAGAUUUAGAAAAAAAGUUAACAAAUUAUGAAAAGAAAAUGGUUGAAUAUAAAGAAGUAGAUUGCCAAAAAAAUAAUCUUCUUGAUGAUCUUGCUGCACGGUCUGCUAUGGUUUUAAGUCAAGUAAGAGCAUAUUGUACAAUCAAUGAAAAAAUCAACAGGGAUUUACAAUCUGAGCGCAAGAAUAAAAAAGAAAUUUUGGAAGCAAUGAAAGAAAAAAUCGAACAUUAUAAAAGUGAUACAGCUAAAGCUAUUUCUCGAAGUAAUUCUUACAAGGCUCUAACAAAAAAUGCUGAAAAAAAGUUGAAUGAAUUAUUAAUUAAAUUUCAAAAAGUAGAAGAACAUGCAAAACAAUUACAACUAAGUAUUCACAAAAAAAAUGAAGAAAAUGAAAGACUUCAAAAUGAAUUAGUUAAAUUACAAGAAAAAAAUAAAAAUAUAGCUGAAAAGUGCAAUAGAUCAAUAAAUAAGUGUUGUGAGUUAGAGAAAGAAGUAUUAGUAUUAAAUCAAGAAAAAAAAGUGCUAUGUGAAAAAACUUUAAAAUAUGAUCAACUUUUAGAUCAAAAGCGUAAAAUUGAAGGCAUAGUAGAUCAAAUGAAAAGUACUGAGGCACAAACUGCAGAGGAACUUAAUGCAGCAAAAGACGAAAUCAAAACUCUGAAAAAUGAUCUAAGAAGCUUUUAUCAAAAACAGCUGGAUUGUGUGCUUGCUGAAAAAGUAUCAGAUUAUCAACGUAAAUUAGAUGGAAUUGUUCAAAUUACAAAAGAAGAAAAUAAAUUGAUCAAAAUUCAAAUGAAUAAUCAAAUAAUUAAUUUUAAAGAAAGAUAUGAAAAAGAAAAGGCUCAAAUCAAUUCAAAACACAGAGAAGAGUUAGAACAUUUUGAAGUACUUAUAAAAGAUAAAUUAGAAUGUAUUUCUGCAUUAGAAAAACGUUUAGAAGCUGAAGUUCAAGAAAAGCGACAAUUAGUUAAAAGUGUUAUGGGAGUAGUAAAAAAUGUGAACAUUGAUAGUCAAUCAAAUUCAAAUUCAAAUACUGAUAUUAAAUAUCAAAGAAAAAAACCAAAUAAUAAUAGUAAUUCAUCUUCAAAAUCAGAAGAUGAUUUUUCAUUUGUUGAACAAGAACGUUUAUUGCACCAAGUAACUCCGACAGAGUUAAGAAAGCAUAUUGAAAUUCUCUUGAAUAAAUAUCCUGGAAAUCCUUUGGCAUAAGCAUGAAAGUUUGAUUGUAUUAUAACUUGUUUAUACUAGUACUGUAUAGGUACUGCAUAAAAUAUUAAAAUAUUAACUAUAUUUAUGUACAUUUAUUGUUCCUUUACAAACUAAUUA